Molecule: messenger RNA, 1838 nt
Organism: Cucurbita pepo subsp. pepo (vegetable marrow)
Lineage: Eukaryota; Viridiplantae; Streptophyta; Magnoliopsida; Cucurbitales; Cucurbitaceae
Product: BSD domain-containing protein
Source: RefSeq, a predicted model, not a curated record
UCAUCUUCCUGUAGAUGCAGAUUAACGACUGAGUUCGCCAUUGAAGCUUCUCUCGUACACUGCUCUGCAUCUCCAUUUUUAAUCUUCCUUUUUCCUUCUCCUCCCAUGUUUUUGUGUGGUUUUUGUUUCGUAAUUCAUAUAUAAACAUAUACAGAGUUAUACUCUCACAAAUAUUUAUACUAUAGAUUGCGAGGAGAAGAUUAUCGUUAAACGAAAACAUAUUCUACAACUAGUUUUUUUGAAAUACUUCUUGAUCCAAUAUCUCGAUUGAUAAGAUGUUUAAAUAUAGUUUUUGGUCUUUUGCUUUCUCACAAAUUCUUCUGUUUAGAAUUGUUAGUUAGAUUUGUUCAUCUCUCAAAUAUUUUCCUAAAGCUUUUAAUGGAAUUUGUUGAUAAAUGUUACUAAGCUCACAUUUAGCGUUCUUCACGUCUUGCUUUUUGUUUUACUCUGACCAGGUACAAUGCUUUAAGAUUGUCCAUUUCAUUCCAGUUUUGAUCAUUAUCUUUAAAACUUUAUGCUAAAUUAGAAGUCAUAGAUGUUUAAUAUUUUCGUUACAAUUAUAAUAUUUUAAUUAAUCGAGUUUAGUAGGAUAAAAUUGUCUGUGUUUGAUUAGAUAGUGCCCGGUGGUGGGGGAGAUGAAAUUUGUAUUGGAAGAUUUUCAGGUGCAUGUGGUGCUGAAAUCCGAGACGUCUGAUUGGAAUCAAUGCUGAUAGAUGGAGGGUCCGGAUUGGCAGGUGGGGUAGAGGUGUAAGAUAUGUCUGUACUGCGGCAUGCAGCAGAUUGAAGCAGAGCACAUUUGGAAAUUCGGAGCUCCUUCCGCCAGAACACAACGGAAUCCGAGUUCAAUUCCCUAGCCAACAAUGAUCCAUCAUCAUCUUCCUGUAAUCUUCUUCUGCUUUCAAUUCCCUAAAAGCCAAUACAGCUUGCAGCAGAAGGCAAAAUUUUAGUUGGUUUUCGAUGUUAUUUCACAUAGGAUUCUUAUCUUUUUGAUUUGGCGCUGCGAAGAGUAGGAGCAGGUCCAGAUCAAACUACGAAAAAUGAGCUUGUCUUCUUGGUUUCGACGGAGACUUUUGAGGCAAAUCGACCAGUUUACCGAAAGUUCGAUUCCCUUGCGGAAAUCCGAUGGAGAGAAGGAAGAGCAAUUCCAUGGAGUCACAGACGCGUUGAUCGAAUUUGUCAAGUCCUUCACCAUUGAAACCUUCAAGAACUUUCCUCUUCAAGAUGAAGGGGAAGCACUUUGUGGUGAUCAAAAUCUCUCGGAUUGGCAGGAGCGACAUGCCGUUCUUGUGCUGUCUAAAGUCAAGGAAAUUUCCCAACUCAGAUAUAAGCUCUGCCCUGGACAUUUGAAGGAACACCAAUUCUGGAAAAUAUAUUUUGCCCUUGUCAAGAGCCUGGUGGUUGAAUAUGAACUGCGUGCAAUUCAACUUGAUAAACUUAGGAGGAUGGCUUUAGGGAAUGAGGGAUCUUCCAACUGCACUUCAUCAUAUGAAGUUGAAAUGGCAGAGACGAAUACUGCAUCACAUUUAGCUCCUGUAGGGCCACUAACUCCAUAAAACCAAAGCAUGCAUUUUGGUAUUUCAGGCUUAACAAGUUUAACUGUUGCCCAUACUCAUGAUCUGAUUUACUAGCUGAUGAAAUAUUGAAGAUGGUUUGAUGCUUCCUUCUGAAUCAACCAAAAAGUAUCUUUAGAAUUCCAACUGUGGCUGUACAAACCCAAGUUACAAUAGAGACCAGAAAAUUGUGAUUGCAUGACUUUAAUACAGCUUUCCAAGAACAUUUAUAUGUGAUUGCAUGAGUUAAAUAUAGUUUUCCAAGAGUACUUAUAUGUGAUUGCUACA